Molecule: messenger RNA, 871 nt
Organism: Fusarium oxysporum Fo47
Lineage: Eukaryota; Fungi; Ascomycota; Sordariomycetes; Hypocreales; Nectriaceae
Exons: 3
Coding region: 59-643 (194 amino acids)
Source: RefSeq, a predicted model, not a curated record
AUUUAUUUAAUAAUUCUAAGAAACAUAUAGGCCACGUUCUUUCUUGCUAUCAACAAACAUGGUGUCAUUUGCCCUCUUAACUGCUCUUGCAUACCUAAGCGUCCUUGCCUCUAGCACUCCCAGGCAAAACCAAUUUGCCACUCACUCAACAUCCGAUAAUCAUGCCAAUCUAUUAGAAUAUUCUAUCAGUGAUGAAAGGAAGUUCCGCGACUUGUCUUACAGAUGGACCCAUGCCUGGGAUCAGAAGGACAAAGCGACAUGGCUUGCAAUAACUGCCCCUGAAGUUAUUGCUAACUACACCGACUAUCCAGCUGUCGGGACACUCACUAUCAGCAGCCCUGCGAGUAUAUUCGAUCACUCGUUUGAUGAUAGAGGCCUUGGUGAUAAACGAUUGCACACACAACAUUUCCUCGGCUCGUCCCUCUUUACCCAUAUCAGCAAGAGCGAGGCAAAGGGGGACUGGCAGGUUCGAGCUCGCCAUGUCAGGGAAGUGAACGGUGAAGAGCGUCAAUGGGAUUCUAGCGCAUAUGUCGAAUUCACCUACAGUCUCAUUGAUGGAGACUGGAAGAUCUCUGGACUGCGUCCUCAUACAGUAGUGGCUACUACUGGACGACCUGAAGAUGUUAUUGGCUUGUUUCCCUAAGCGCUCUGGAAAGGGAGACUUCUGGUGCAAUGGCUUGGGCUAUGUUGCUGCUCUGUAGUCUAUCCACUAAGGUAUGCAAGCCGUGGUACAUAAAAAGCUGCAUUGCAUUAUGAUUAAGAUAGCCAGCACCUUAGCAGGGUCCCUAGUAUUUAGUUCCUUGGUGUACUGACAUACCAUUGCUAGUAUAUAGUCUUUAAACGAAUACACCCUAUAACAUUAACCGUCAAC